UUUGGCGGGGACAUCAUCAGUUGAGAUCUAACAACAACACGGCAACAACAUGGAAGGUACGAGUGCGAUGCUUUCGCCGAUGAAGAAUAUUCCCGAUCUGUCGAAAACGACUCCGAUCAAGACGAUGAAGCUUGAAACGUUCGCUACCAGUCCCGGCUUGAGUGAUUUUGCAAUUUACCCAUGGAAAUGGGCCGAGAACGCACAGAAAAUACAACUGAGCCCGUCAUCAACUUGCAGUUCGCCGGGGUCUGACAAAGAGUCGGCGCUGCGACGAGGUCGUCCCCGUGCCGAAGUCGUCGCCAAUCUGAUGAAAGAAGGCAGGGUGUCGUGCAACUCGAUUCGCUGCAAUGUCUGCAAUCGUGUAUUUCCCCGUGAAAAAUCACUGCAGGCACAUAUGAGGACGCAUACAGGGGAAAGGCCAUAUGUAUGUGAUUACCCAAACUGCGGGAAGGCUUUUGUACAAAGUGGUCAACUAAAAACACAUCAACGACUUCACACUGGUGAAAAACCAUUUGUAUGUACAGUUCCAGGUUGUGAAAGUCGAUUCACACAUGCCAACCGCCAUUGCCCAGACCAUCCGUUUGCCAGAUUGAAGAGGGAAUUCAAAGAAUCCAAUCAUGCUUCUCUUUCUCAGCAGAACGAAAAUAAUGAGGAAGUCGCUGAAUGGAUCAACAGAUACACUGCAUCACAGCUGGAGAGGUCACCAACAAUACAGAAAGACAAGCAGCUGAAAAGGCGACUAGAGCAGGAUGAGAAAGAGGAAACGUUGUCGGAGAAGAAAAAAGCUCGGUUAGCGGCAAAGAGGAGGCUUCAUGAACAGCGAGAGAAGUGGUACGGAGCUUUGGCACUGAUACAACUAUCAACUGCUGGGCUAUAAAUGGAAUUGAAUUUGAAGACUUUUAUCUGCUGGUGACAGCUUUGCCUUCACAAGCUAGCUAGGUUGUCUGUGCGCCCCCUUUGUGAUCCAAAUUCUUUAUGGUGGUUUGUGCCAUCGCUGUUCUUCAGAAAUAUGGUUUUUUGGAACACAAAGGAGGCCACUUUGCGUACUUUAAAGAUAGUAUUAUACCCAGAAUUAUAUUGUCCCAAGUUGUAAAUAUUUUUGCUCCAUCUUUUAUACUUAAAUUAUGAAAAAUCGAAGAUUUAUACUGAAUUGCAACAAUUUGAUACCUUAUUUAAAAAUAUAAUAGUAUUUUUGAAACAAGUAGUUUUGUACUUGAUAAAAACUGUUUGAGAAUUUUUUUAUAACAUUCACAAUGUCGCAGCUUUAAAAUUGUUGCUGCUUUUUAAGAAUAUUUAUACAAUUUCACGAAUCCUCACAAAGUUUUAAUAUUGCCAUUAAUUCAGAUUUUCUGCAGUGACAAAAGUGAAUUUUGUUUGCAGUGAACUCGAGAAAUGCCCAUUUUUCAAGUCUAAAUAGUGCUAGUGUGAUGCAUAAGAAUGAUGUAUUGUUUUCAGCUUUAAUGCACUUGAAUUUGAUAAUUUAUGGUUGUAUGUAGAUGUUGAACUUGAACUCUCUUGGAGGUAGAUAAUUUAAUGUCGUAGAUUUUUACGUCUCCAUAAGUAUUCACUCGGUUGAAGGCAAUAACCAGAUAGUUUUAGCUUCAAGAAUGAAUUAGGUAAUUUGUCAGGCAGCUCUCGUACUGACCUACAAUUGUAUGUAAAUAUCAUUUCAUAUAUUUCUUUCUCUUUUCUGAGAGCCUUGACUGGAAAGUUUCUUGAGCUUGUUUUCUAUUUUUUAUCCUUUUCAUUCUUUGUUUCAGUCGAGAGUUGACCAUUCAAUUUUUUAGAUAUAAAAUGAAUAUAGCAACUUUUAAUCACCAAGGCAACGACAAUAUGAAAGUGCUACAAUGUCAGUUUCUACCUUUAACAGAAAUUUAUUUUAUUUAUUGACCUCAGCGGCCAUCCUCACUGCCAUGUGAUGCAUGUAUAUUUCUCAAAUUUUUGUAACAAGACCUUUUAUUUGUAGGAAGUCGUGUUAAAUUUGUUCUGUUGUCGUGCAUUGCUUUUUUUUCCAUGACUGCAUUUGUUUGCAGUAUAGAUGGAAAUAAAUAUAUUAUACAAAA
This is a messenger RNA of Saccoglossus kowalevskii, 2063 nucleotides long. Its product is annotated as zinc finger 367-like protein. Gene Ontology annotation, biological process: regulation of transcription by RNA polymerase II. Gene Ontology annotation, cellular component: PcG protein complex; chromatin; transcription regulator complex. Lineage: Eukaryota; Metazoa; Hemichordata; Enteropneusta; Harrimaniidae. Gene Ontology annotation, molecular function: DNA-binding transcription factor activity, RNA polymerase II-specific; RNA polymerase II cis-regulatory region sequence-specific DNA binding. The record is from RefSeq and is a predicted model, not a curated record.